Parascedosporium putredinis is the source of this 2130-nucleotide messenger RNA. The record is from the annotation of a GenBank genome assembly. Lineage: Eukaryota; Fungi; Ascomycota; Sordariomycetes; Microascales; Microascaceae.
AUGGCGGACAAGAGAUAUUUGCUCGAAUCGGCUAUCGAUCUUAAAGGACUCGGAGCCAACUCGAGGCUUAAAAAUGGGUGCCUAAACCUCAAUCCGCUUUGCUGGUCGUCAAGGUCGGCCAACUCCUCAAGUGAUCCCCUUCACGCCCCGCCAACGCCAACCUCGAUUCCCAGAAAUCCCCGCGUAAUGGCUUCGCCCGACUCCACCUCCAAGAUGAGCGAAUACUGCAUUCUCGUCGAUACCGCUUCCUCCACAGCCUGCUCCACCGUCGACGGGCCCCCGACGCCCACCGACACCAUCGCGGAGCCCGAACUACCCCCGGCCCACCCAGACAUCCGUCCCCGCACCGAACGUCACCUUUACCAUCCGCCACCGGGACACGGGCAAAGUGAUUGCCCUCGUCGACGGGGACCUGCGCCUGGCCGACCCCGCGGAUCUGCGCGGCGGUUACCACUGGCAUUGCGUCCGCACCGCGGGUGGUUCGGCUUCCGAAACUGCGUGUCCGGCACGUACCUGGGCCACAACGAGCGCAAGAGAUUCAUAGCCGCCGUGCGCCACCACCGCCCGCACGAGUACUUUACCCCGUUGCACCACCCUAGCGGGGGUUACGAGCUGCUCAUGAGACAUAACAACGAGCAGCGCAGCAUGGCCGUGGGACAGGAUGAUAGCUCGCUGGUGGAGGACGAGACAGCAACUGGCGGUGACGAGACAGCAAGCAAGCUAACCCCUAACCUUAUUCUAUCUGGGGAUAUUACCACACAUAGCAAACGCCCGCCUUUCCUGCCCGUGGUUCCACUAUGGCCGAAAAAGCGAUCCCCCGUCAUCAGCUACAGCCAGUUCGCCUGUAUCGGGGCCGGCGUUUCCGCCAUCGCCCUCGGCGCGACGCUGAAGCGAUGGUACGGCAUUGACGAUGUCCGAUUCUUCGAGCGGCACGACAAGCUCGGCGGUACUUGGCACGCCAAUACGUAUCCCGUUCCUCUUUGCCGCCGCCGGCCAGCUCAUCACCCCCGCGAGCUCGACGUUCCCGGCAUCGAAUCCUUCGAGGGUCCCGUGAUGCACUCCGCCCACUGGCGAGAGGACGUUGACCUCACGGGCAAAAAAGUGGUGCUGUUCGGCAACGGCUGCACCGCGUCGCAGUUGAUCCCCGCCAUCGUGGAGCGCACCGCCCACCUCACGCAAAUCGUCCGAACGAAGCACUGGUUCCUGCCCUCCAUGGACAAGGAGGUCGGAGCCCUGCAUCAGUUCCUCCUCGCUCACGUGCCGGGCCUCACGCGGCUGUUCCGCUUCGCCGUCUUCGUUGCCGCCGAGAAGGAUUCUACCUCCUUCUCCAUGACGAAGAGGGCGUCCAAGUAUCGCGCGAAGCGGCAGAAGUUGGCCGAGCAGUACAUGCGCGAGACGGCGCCCGAAAAGUACCACGACCUGCUGAUUCCCAACUUCUUGCUCGGGUAUUGUCCCGGGGGUGUCAAGACUGAGACUGGCGUGAUCGAGGCGGACGUCAUCGUACUUGCCAACGGCUUCGUGACCAAUAAGCCGCUGGAGAAUAUCGAGGUUAGAGGAAGAAAUGGAGUUAGCCUCGCUGAACACUGGGAUGAAUUCGGAGGACCAGAGGCGUAUAACUGCUCAGUCAUGAGUGGUUUCCCCAACUUUUUCAUCUGCCUCGGACCAAACAGCGCGACCGGACAUACAUCCACAAUUAUGGCGUCGGAGAAUGCGGUGAAUUAUGCGCUACGGGUCAUCAAGCCGAUCCUCGACGGGCGAGCGAGCGCCGCCGACGUGAAGCCGGAGGCGGAGAAGCGUUACGUGCAAAGCCUCCAGGGCGCCCUCCAGAAGACGGUAUGGUAUACGGGAUGCUCCAGCUGGUAUCUCCGUGUGACGCCCGGGAGAAAGGUCUGGAACGCCAUGACCUACCCUUGGUCGCAAGCCCAUUUCUGGUACAGCCGGGGAAGGCAAGCCUCUCGGGCUACCGUUUGGUGGAUUGUGGGCAUGGUGGCUGCGAUUGGCUGGGCCCUGAGUGCCGCGUCCGAGGGCGGCAUGGCCGCCGGGACAGUUUCACGUGUGCGCUGGAUCGUAUCUUCUCCCCAAACCGAUUCCACCGCGCUUGUCAGCAAGCUCUCUAGUGGCGGGUCCUGA